Molecule: messenger RNA, 1319 nt
Organism: Ananas comosus (pineapple)
Lineage: Eukaryota; Viridiplantae; Streptophyta; Magnoliopsida; Poales; Bromeliaceae
Product: peroxidase 19
Exons: 3
Coding region: 154-1257 (367 amino acids)
Biological process (GO): hydrogen peroxide catabolic process; response to oxidative stress
Molecular function (GO): peroxidase activity; heme binding
Source: RefSeq, a predicted model, not a curated record
UUAAAACCCCACAAACAAAACACACACCACACCCACCACUCUCUCCCUCCACUCCAACACUACGGCAGCUACUAAAGAUCACAGCUAAAGAGUUAAUCUACUGCUUGUUUCUUCUUCCGUUGUAUCUUUCUUAUAACGAGAGGAGGCUUAUUCAUGAACCACAUGUCUCCUCUCUCCUCCUCCUCCUCCUCCUCCGUCGUCGCUGUUGUCGUCGCCGUCUUUUUCUUCUGCUUCUUCUCCUCCUCUUUUGUUGCUUCUAGUGUUGGGAUUAGCAAUGCGGCGUGCCGCAACGCGACGAGGAAGAGAGCGGCGCCCGUCCGCCACGCGCUCUCGCCGAACUUCUACGGCGCGACGUGCCCGAACGUGGAGGAGAUCGUCGCGUCCGUCGCCGCCGCGCGCUACCGCGAGUGCCCGGCGGCGGGUCCCGCCACCAUCCGGCUCUUCUUCCACGACUGCUUUGUCGAAGGCUGUGAUGCGUCCAUUUUAAUUGCCCCGACAUCUGGUGGGGGCGCUACAGAGAAAGUGGAGCGGGACGUGGAGGAGAACAAGAAUCUGGCGCCGGAGGCGUUCGAGGUGGUGGAGAUUGCGAAGGCGGCGGUAGAGAGCAAGUGCCCCGGAGUGGUGUCUUGCGCCGACAUCCUCGCCAUUGCGGCACGGGAUUUUGUACAUCUGGCUGGCGGUCCCUACUACCCGGUGAAGCAGGGCCGGCGGGACAGCAAGGUGUCGCUGGCGUGGAAGGUCCGGCCGAACCUGCCGCGCGCCAACGCGACGGUCGACGACCUGCUGCGCCUCUUCCGGUUGAAGGGCCUGACGCGGCGCGACCUCGUGGCGCUCUCCGGCGCGCACACCGUGGGGUUCUCGCACUGCGACCAGUUCGUGGCCCGCCUCUACGACUUCCGCGGCAGCCGCGGCCCCGACCCGGCCAUGGACCCGCGCCUGCUGAAGGCGCUGCGCAUGUCCUGCCCCCACGCCGGCGGCAACGCGGACGUGGUCGCGCCCUUCGACGUGCGCACGCCGUUCGCGUUCGACCACGCCUACUACGCCAACCUGGAGGCCAAGAUGGGCCUGCUCGCCACCGACCAGGCGCUGUUCCUCGACGCGCGGACGCGGCCCGUCGUGCAGGAGAUGGGCAGGGACAAGGCGAGCUUCUUCGCGGCGUUCGCCGAGGGGAUGGAGAAGAUGGGGGAGAUUAGGGUCAAGAAGGGGAGGACGGGGGAGGUGAGGAGGCUGUGUAGUGAGAGCUUGCCCAUGAUAUAAAUAAAUAACAAAUAUUUAUUAAGACUUUUGUUUGAUUAAUUAAUAAUUGUGUGGGUUUGUUG